This is a messenger RNA of Hibiscus syriacus, 1548 nucleotides long. RefSeq lists its product as uncharacterized. NCBI's taxonomy places the organism in Eukaryota, Viridiplantae, Streptophyta, Magnoliopsida, Malvales, Malvaceae. The transcript has a single exon. The record is from RefSeq and is a predicted model, not a curated record. Bases 1 to 1548 code for a protein of 515 amino acids.
AUGGAACUCCCACCUAUUUUCAUCAAUUGGAUUAAAGCUUGUUACUCAGAAGCAAGAUACUCCAUCUCUUUCAAUGGCAGUCUGAAUGGCUACUUCAAGGGUGCCAGGGGUAUAAGGCAGGGUGACCUCCUAUCUCCUCUUUUAUUUGCCCUCUCAAUGAAUGUGCUAUCCAGACUUCUUAAUUUAGCAGCGGCACGAGGUAUGUUUGGCUUCCAUCCUAAAUGCAAGAAGAUAGGUCUUACUCACUUAAUGUUUGCAGAUGAUCUCCUUAUCUUUUGUAAAGGAAUUGUGGAAUCUGUUAUAGGAGUCAUCGGUGUCCUAGAUAAAUUCUAUGAAAUGUCUGGACUUCAACUUAAUGCAGCCAAAUGUGAAUUUUAUGCUGCUGGUAUCCCUAUUAAUACUAUAGAGACUAUACACAGAAUCACGGGCUUCACACAUGGAAGCUUACCUGUGAGAUACUUAGGGGUACCUCUAGUAAAGAGAAAACUUUCUGAAAAGGACUGUGUACUUCUCAUUGAAAAAAUCAAAGCCAAGCUCCAUCACUGGUCGGGAAAACACUUGAGUUAUGCAGGAAGACUCGAACUUAUCAGAGCUGUCUUAUUUAGUGUUGCUAACUACUGGUGCAGGCAAUUAUUUUUACCACAGUCUAUUAUAAACAAGAUCGAGCAACUAUGUUCUUGUUUUCUCUGGAAAGGUUCUGACAAGGCUGCUACUGGCGUUAGAGUAAGCUGGAGAUUGAUAUGCAACUCGAAAUCUGAAGGAGGCCUCAGCUUAAAGGACUUAAAAACAUGGAACAAAGCGUGUAUGCUUCAGCUCAUUAGAAACAUCUUAGCAGGAGAGGGCUCACUGUGGGUUGCUUGGAUCAAAUCCUACUUGUUAAAAGACAGAGACUUCUGGCACACAGAAGGUGGAACUAAUGCUAGUUGGAGCUUCAGGAAACUGUUAAAACUUAAAAUAGAAGCACAAACUGUUUUUUCAACGGGAGCAAAGACGACUCGCGCCAUAUGGGAUGAGAUUAGAGUAAAGCGGGACAAAGUAACUUGGCACAAUCUAAUUUGGUUCCCUCUUCACAUACCAAAACACAGCAUGAUCGCUUGGAUGACUAUCUUGGACAGACUGCCAACUAAGAAUAGGCUUCAACAAAUGGGCAUUAUAACCGAUGGCUGGUGUGUUCUGUGCAAUGAGGAUCGGGAGACAAGAGACCAUCUAUUCCUUGAAUGUCCUCUGGCGGUGUCCCUUUGGCAAGCCAUUCUACAACUCUCCGGAUUAAGGUUACCUUCUUUGUUCUGGAACACCUUCUUAGCAUCGACUUCUCAUACUUGGAAAGGUAAAUCCCUACUUAUCACAAUUUUGAAGCUUGCAUGGUGUGCAUUUUUAUACUCUAUAUGGGAGGAACGAAACAGAAGGUUGUUCAAAGGAAUCUCCAGAAACGCAACAGAAAUUCUUAAAGCUAUCAAGGAGAUUGUUGGAAUUCAACUUAGAGGCCGGAAUAUUAAUAGACUUGAUAGCGUUAAUAUUACUCUUUGUAAGAACUUGAAUAUUGAAUAA